Messenger RNA from Sarcophilus harrisii (Tasmanian devil), 1031 nucleotides. It is a transcript of the gene PNO1, whose product is annotated as partner of NOB1 homolog. Gene Ontology annotation, cellular component: nucleolus. The transcript is spliced from 7 exons. NCBI's taxonomy places the organism in Eukaryota, Metazoa, Chordata, Mammalia, Dasyuromorphia, Dasyuridae. The record is from RefSeq and is a predicted model, not a curated record. Gene Ontology annotation, molecular function: RNA binding. The coding region runs from base 84 to 833 and encodes 249 amino acids.
GUCUUCGACGCGCGCCUGCGUUUGGUCCCUUUCCACGUGCGACUCCCGGAAACAUCUGGAGCGGCUCCUGGCCGUGGGGCGGCAUGGAGGCGGUGAUGGAGACGCAAAGCGCGGCGGAGGACGGGGAGGGCUUCACCAGGAUUUCUGGCUCUGCCGGCAAAAGGGGCAGAAAGCGGCGCGCCGAGGAGCAGCUGCCGGGGGACUGCGGCCAGAUGGACACGGAGAGACCCCCGCCUCCCCCGAAGCCCGUUUUCCCUCCUUUGUCCGGGGACGCCCUCUUGAGUGGCAGAGAUGAAAUAAGAAAAAUUCCAGUGCCUACCAACAGAUACACCCCAUUAAAAGAGAAUUGGAUGAAAAUAUUUACACCUGUUGUAGAACACCUGGGACUUCAGAUACGGUUUAACUUAAAGUCAAGAAAUGUAGAAAUCAGGACUUGUAAAGAAACUAGAGAUGCAAGUGCUUUGACAAAAGCAGUUGAUUUUGUGAAAGCUUUUAUUCUUGGAUUUCAAGUAGAGGAUGCACUUGCUCUUAUUAGGUUAGAUGACCUCUUCCUAGAGUCUUUUGAAAUUACAGAUGUAAAGCCUUUAAAAGGAGACCACCUUUCUAGGGCAAUAGGAAGAAUUGCUGGGAAAGGAGGGAAAACUAAAUUUACCAUAGAAAAUGUGACACGGACACGGAUAGUUUUGGCUGAUUUGAAAGUUCAUAUCCUUGGCUCUUUCCAAAAUAUUAAAAUGGCAAGAACAGCCAUCUGCAAUCUCAUCCUUGGAAGUCCUCCAUCCAAGGUCUACGGUAACAUUCGAGCUGUGGCUAGCAGAGCAGCAGAUCGAUUUUAAUUUCAAAAUAAAGGACUUAACUUUCUGAAGGCUGAGAAAGGUUACACAAGGAUAGUUUAUACAUGAUUUAAAAGAAAAUCUGGAUACCUGUCCUGCAAAAUAUAAAAUCUAUCCACCCAGGUCAUUGAAGAAUAUGUUUUAGGCACUUUAUUACCAUUGCCAGAUAUUUUAAUUAUUAAAGCAAUUAAAUUAAAUGCA